Molecule: messenger RNA, 3780 nt
Organism: Thunnus maccoyii (southern bluefin tuna)
Lineage: Eukaryota; Metazoa; Chordata; Actinopteri; Scombriformes; Scombridae
Product: serine-rich adhesin for platelets-like
Exons: 19
Coding region: 70-3312 (1080 amino acids)
Biological process (GO): proteolysis
Molecular function (GO): serine-type endopeptidase activity
Source: RefSeq, a predicted model, not a curated record
AGUUUUUUUUACACAAAUUUUUAUGUGUGUUGCAGGAAAGCAGACGGGUGUAAAGAAAGCAGCUCAGACAUGAAAUGGAGAUUGUCUGUCCUCGUGCUCCUCAGUGGCCUGUGUUCUCAGACCUACUGCCUUCGCCAGUACCACUUCAUUGGUACAACCGUGCCCUGGUCGGAGGCCCAGACAUACUGCAGAGAGCAGUAUACUGAUCUGGCCACAGUGAUCGACAUAGAGGAAAUGAACCGACUGGUGAACACAGCUCAGAGCUCCACUGGAGGCUACACUCAGAAGGCCUGGAUUGGGCUGCAUAAUGACCCCGCCAGCAGCAGGAAGUGGGAAUGGUCGGACCAGAGUGGCUCCAGUUACCGCUACUGGAAGCAAGGACAGCCUGAUAAUGUUGGAGGGGAGCAGAACUGUGUUGCAACUCAUCUGGGCAAUGCAGGCCUGUGGUCAGAUGAACAGUGCAGCAUGCAACUCGCUUUUAUCUGCUAUGGAGAUAAGAAAACCACAACCACCACCACCACCACCACAGCGACCACUACCACCAGUAAAGUGACCACAAACAAAAUAACCACCACUGAGGGAGCCUCAACCAUUACAGAGAUUACCUCUGAAGGAACUUCAAAGGACUCACUCUUGUCCACCACCACAGAGACCACAAGUAAAAUACCCACCACUGGGAAAGAAUCAACCACUGGACAUCUCAGUACAGAUAUUACCUCCCCAGAGGUAGACCAGACAAGACCCAUUACAGUGACCCAAAACAAAAUAACCACUACUGGGGGUCCCUCAACCAGUAGAGAGAUCACCUCCUCUGAGCAGCAUUCAGCAACAACGCUGGAUCAAACAACAUCUGACACUCAGACCUACUGCGCCAGUACCCCUCACCAGUACCACUUCAUUGGUACAACCCUGCCUUGGUCGGAGGCCCAGACAUACUGCAGAGAGCAGUAUACUGACCUGGCCACGGUGAUCGACAUAGAGGAAAUGAACCGACUGGUGAACACAGCUCAGAGCUCCACUGGAGGCUACACUCAGAAGGCCUGGAUCGGGCUGCAUAAUGACCCCGCCAGCAGCAGGAGGUGGGAAUGGUCGGACCAGUGUGACUUCAAGUACCGAUACUGGAAGCAAGGACAGCCUGAUAAUGUUGGGGGGGAGCAGAACUGCGUUGCAACUCAUCUGGGCAAUGCAGGCCUGUGGUCAGAUGAACAGUGCAGCUUGGAACUCGCUUUUAUCUGCUAUGGAGAUAAAAAAAACAUUUUGUCCUCAACCACCGCCACCACUACCAUCACCAAAGUGACCUCAAACAAAAUACCCACCACUGGGAAAGAAUCAACCACUGGACAUCUCAGCACAGAGAUUACCUCCCCAGAGGUAGACCAGACAAGACCCAUUACAGUGACCCAAAACAAAAUAACCACUACUGGGGGUCCCUCAACCAGUAGAGAGAUCACCUCCUCUGAGCAGCAUUCAGCAACAACGCUGGAUCAAACAACAUCUGACACUCAGACCUACUGCACCAGUACCCCUCACCAGUACCACUUCAUUGGUACAACCCUGCCCUGGUCGGAGGCCCAGACAUACUGCAGAGAGCAGUAUACUGACCUGGCCACGGUGAUCGACAUAGAGGAAAUGAACCGACUGGUGAACACAGCUCAGAGCUCCACUGGAGGCUACACUCAGAAGGCCUGGAUCGGGCUGCAUAAUGACCCCGCCAGCAGCAGGAGGUGGGAAUGGUCGGACCAGUGUGACUUCAAGUACCGAUACUGGAAGCAAGGACAGCCUGAUAAUGUUGGAGGGGAGCAGAACUGCGUUGCAACUCAUCUGGGCAAUGCAGGCCUCUGGUCAGACGAACAGUGCAGCUUGGAACUCGCUUUUAUCUGCUAUGGAGAUAAAAAAAAUGUUUUGUCCUCAACCACCACCGCUACUACCAUCACCAAAGUGACCACAAACAAAAUACCAACCACUGGGAAAGAAUCAACCACUGGACAUCUCAGCACAGAGAUUACCUCCCAAGGGGUAGACCGGACAAGACCCAUUACAAUGACCCAAAACAAAAUAACCACCACUGAGGGUCCCUCAACCAGUUCAGAAAUCACCUCCUCUGAGCAGCCUUCAGCAACGAUGCUGGAUCAAACAAAAUCCAGUGAAGCAAGUGCAAGCCAGCCACCUUUGUCCUCUACCACCACAAUGACCCAAAACAAAAUAACCACCACCGAAAGAGACUCAUCCAGUACAGAGAUUUCCACAUCUGCGCAGCUUUCAACCACAGAAGUGGAUCAAACAACAUGCACUUCCGGUUGUCAUUCACAGGAGUUUGUAUGUGGCGUGGCGCCACGCCAAAGCAGAAUUAUCGGAGGUCAAAAUGCGUCUCCAGGAAGUUGGCCCUGGCAGGCCAGCAUUUACAUGGCAGGCAGACCCAUCUGUGGAGGGUCCCUUAUUAACAACCAAUGGGUGCUAACAGCUGCUCACUGCAUGACGAGCGGUGUCAGCAUCAUGGAAGUCCGUCUUGGUCUCCACUCCCAGUCAGGUGAAAACCUCAAUGGAACGUCACGGGAAAUUGAAGUGGGCAUAAUCCAUCCGAAAUAUAGUGAAUUUACCUCAGAGAAUGACAUAGGUCUGCUGAAGCUGUCGACCCCUGUGAAUUUUACUGACUACAUACAGCCGAUCUGCUUGGCCUCAGCAAACAGCACUUUCCACACCGGGAUAAACAGCUGGGUCACUGGCUGGGGGAACACUGUGCCUGAUAAUCCCUAUUCCCAAUCAGACAUCCUACAGGAGGUGACUGUACAAAUAUUGGGAAACAAUGAGUGCCAAUGUAACUAUCUGGUCGACAUCACAGAGAACAUGAUCUGUGCAGGCGUCAGAGCUGGAGGGAAAGACGCAUGUCAGGGGGACUCAGGGGGACCUCUGGUGACCAAAAAUGAUACUGUCUGGGUCCAGAGUGGAAUUGUAAGUUUUGGUGAAAGCUGCGGCAAAGCUAAAUUUCCUGGAGUCUACACCCGUGUGUCCCAGUACCAGGAAUGGAUCAGCAACAUCACCGGCACAAACACACCAGGUUUUGUUACUUUCGACUCUCCUGGAGUUGACAGCGACUUAAACUUCACCUGUCCAACCACCGCCGUUCCCACCUACAAUCCCAAAACCAUGUAUACUACCGUCGAUUACACCACUACUUCUGAUGAUAAGGAUGGCGAUGGCGAUGGCGAUGUAUUUGGCGGUGGUGAAAGCGUGAUCCACUUCUCCCACUUCAAUCACUUCUUCUCACUCUGUGUUCUUGUUCUGUCACUCUACGUACUGGUUGGUGACGCAUAACAUGAAAAUGUGGAAGUAUGUGCAUUUUAAAGUGCCUGAGCCCAUGAUAAAUGAGCCCUGUUCUUAAGGUAGCACUGAAAAUCAUCUUUAAUGCAGAAAAUAUUCAUGUAAAAAUGAAAAACUGAUUUUUAGUUUAUUAAGCUCAACAAACUUUUUUAAAGAAUUACAUGGGAUAUAUUUGGUAUUAUAAUCACAAAUGGAUUUCUUGACUUAUUUGUCUUUGAUUCUUUUUCGAUUCUUCAAUUUGUCUUUGAUUAUUUGUCUUUGAUUCAUGUUCAAAUUUGAGAUCUUUAUUCUAAUAAAAAGCUAAUCAUACAAUGAACUUGCAGAUGGUUGGGUUGAUGUAAAGUUUUAGACACAACAGUAAAUCUGAAACAAACUAUGAUUCCAAUUUUGUAUUGUCUUGUGAAGGAAUUUGGGGUUUCCAGCCAGGUUUUGAAAUAAACACGUACAAUAAACGUAUCAUUU